CCAGACAGCUCUGUGAGGGCUUUUCUCAGUUAAACAGAAGGAUUUUGGAUAGCUACUCCCCUUGCAUGGGGGUGAAAGGGUUUUCCCAGAGCAUAGGGAUUUUUGAGUUUGAAGGCCUUCCCCCACAUCCUCCAAGAAAUGGGCUCUGUGGGAAUGCCAGUCCCCCACGACCCUAUAGGGAAUGGAUUCAGUGAGGUGGUCUCAUUUUAAAGAGGAGCAGCCAGAACUAGUUAGGGUUGGAAGGGAGCCCUGUGCAGUGGUGAGGUGACCCUAACUGUUACUUUGCCUGGGGCCCAGGUUCGCCUUAAUCCAGAAGCCUACUGUGUGGGUGACAGUGAAGCCUGCACUGCUGUUGCUUACGCUGUCCCUGAUCUGAGUAAAGCCAGACUCCAGAGCCACCACCCCAGCACUAAACACUAGCUUUUAAAGAGCUCAGCUCCCAUUCAGACAGCAAAAUAAGUGGCCAGGUCUGCAAAAUAGCUCAGCAUGUUGUACACUGCUCACUUCUGAAAAUCUGGCUAUAAGCAUCAUAGAGGGAGCAUCAAGGCUCAGCACUCUUGAAAAUAUGGCCCUUAUUAGUUGCCUAAACAGGAGCUGAGCUAUUCUGAAAAUGUGUUCCCACAGUCACUAUUUAAAUAUUUUAAAAGAAAUUGGUGAAACCCCUGCUUUCUCCGAGUGGUUCAGAGUAGUGAUCAGCAGAUGUUACAUGCUAAACUGGGGGCAGUGGGAGGAGUUAGUGGUGCAGGAGGAGAGUCCUCUGAUAGAGAUAUAAAUACUAGUAUGUCACUUAUGUUUGGGAGCCACAUGUAAAUAACUUGACAUGCUGAGAGAAGCAGACUGGUGAGGGAGAGUGGGCAGCAAAGCACCUUUCAGGAGGAACUGCUGGGAUCAGUUUUAGAGGAGGAACCAGGAAUCUGUCUGUUUCAUUCCAAAGGAAUGCAUGCAGAGUGUUCUUGUUCUCCCAGUCUGUAUUCCUACAGAAGAGAAGCCUGAACCUGAUGCCUGAUAGUGCCACUGAUUCUCCUGCUGUUCUCAGUAUUCAGGUUCCACUGCGGGGCACAUUUGCAAGGAGCCUGCAGCAAAAGCCAUGGCUCCCCUACAGCAGAGGAUUUUGAUCAAAGGGGGGAGAGUGGUGAAUGACGACUACUCGCAGUUGGCUGAUGUGUAUGUGGAGGAUGGAAUAGUGCGGGCAGUGGGAUCACACUUGCAGCCUGGGGCACCUGCUGGGCUUCUAGUUAUAGAUGCUUGCAACAGACUGGUGCUGCCUGGGGGGAUUGAUACCCACACACACAUGCAGUUCCCCUUUAUGGGCAGCCAGUCCAAAGAUGACUUCUACCAGGGAACAAAGGCUGCUCUAGCAGGAGGCACCACUAUGAUCAUCGACUUUGCAAUACCUCAGAAAGGCUGUUCCCUUGUUGAAGCCUAUGACACAUGGAGGAACUGGGCAGAUCCUAAAGUCUGCUGUGAUUAUGCACUGCAUGUGGCAGUUACAUGGUGGAGCAGUAAGGUCAAGGAAGAAAUGAGAAUUCUUGCUGAAGACAAAGGGGUCAACUCCUUCAAGAUGUUUAUGGCCUAUAAAGAUCUGUAUAUGGUUGGAGACAGUGAACUGUAUGCAGCUUUUUCCCAGUGUAAGCACAUUGGAGCCAUUGCUCAGGUGCAUGCAGAGAAUGGGGAUUUGAUUGCAGAGGGUGCAAAGAAGAUGUUAGCACUGGGGAUAACUGGCCCUGAGGGACAUGAACUGAGUCGUCCUGAAGAGGUGGAAGCAGAAGCGACACUGAGAGCAAUCACCAUAGCAAACUCGGUGAACUGCCCUCUUUAUGUAGUUCAUGUAAUGAGCAAAUCUGCAGCAAAGGUGAUAGCUAAUGCACGAAGAGAAGGGAAGAUAGUAUAUGGGGAACCUAUUGCUGCUAGUCUUGGUACAGAUGGCACUCACUACUGGCAUAAAGAAUGGCAUCACGCCGCAGGACAUGUCAUGGGACCUCCACUGAGGCCAGACCCUUCAACACCUGAUUUCCUCAUGAAUUUACUAGCCAAUGAUGACCUAACUGUGACAGGAACUGACAACUGCACUUUCGACAUCUGCCAGAAAGCCCUGGGGAGGGAUGAUUUCACCAAGAUCCCUAACGGGGUGAACGGUGUAGAGGACAGGAUGUCUGUCAUAUGGGAAAAAGGAGUGCACAGUGGUAAAAUGGAUGAAAACAGAUUUGUAGCUGUUACCAGCACAAAUGCAGCUAAGAUCUUUAACCUUUACCCGAGGAAGGGAAGAAUUGCGGUGGGUUCUGAUGCUGACAUCGUUAUUUGGGACCCAAAAGCUACAAGGACUAUAUCUGCAAAGACACAUCACCAUGCCAACAAUUUCAAUAUAUUUGAAGGAAUGAUCUGCCAUGGGUUCCCAGUUGUGACAAUUUCAAGAGGCAAAGUGGUGUAUGAAGGUGGCGUUUUCAAUGUCACAGCAGGAGACGGCAAAUACAUUACACGUAAACCAUUCCCUGAAUAUGUCUACAAAAGAAUCAAGCAGCAGGAUGAGGUUUGCCAGCCUGUCCCUGUUGAGCGAGCACGAUAUGGAGAAGUGGGCUCAGUCCAGUCCAGCAGGGGCGGAAAAUAGACAUAUCCCUAAAGCAUGGCUCUUCCAGAUAAAGCCAGAUGAAAAUGAUCCUGCUUUCCCCAUCUAAGCAAUGCAUUCUGGUGCCCAUCGUGAGUAAGUCCAGAUCAACUUCUGAAGAGCCAAAAUUUACCAGCUGCCAAAAUAGGCACUACAGAGCUUAAUAUGCUUUAAUGAGUGAAUGUUGUCAUUCUAGGAGUACUUGUGGCACCUUAGAGACUAACAAAUUUAUUUGAGCAUAAGC
Chelonia mydas (Green sea turtle) is the source of this 2846-nucleotide messenger RNA. RefSeq names its product dihydropyrimidinase (gene DPYS). Lineage: Eukaryota; Metazoa; Chordata; Testudines; Cheloniidae. The coding region runs from base 1088 to 2605 and encodes 505 amino acids. Gene Ontology annotation, biological process: pyrimidine nucleobase catabolic process. Gene Ontology annotation, molecular function: dihydropyrimidinase activity. The record is from RefSeq and is a predicted model, not a curated record. The transcript is spliced from 10 exons. Gene Ontology annotation, cellular component: cytosol; cytoplasm.